Limanda limanda (common dab) is the source of this 2000-nucleotide messenger RNA. RefSeq names its product EF-hand calcium binding domain 7 (gene efcab7). The transcript is spliced from 13 exons. Gene Ontology annotation, molecular function: calcium ion binding. The record is from RefSeq and is a predicted model, not a curated record. Lineage: Eukaryota; Metazoa; Chordata; Actinopteri; Pleuronectiformes; Pleuronectidae. The coding region runs from base 1 to 1842 and encodes 613 amino acids.
AUGUCUGUCCAGGAGUCCCACCGUGACGAAGAGGAGGAUUUCUACACCCAGUGCAGAGCCUCGUACCUCGCUGUGUUCAAGUCCAGUUUGUCGAACAUCACGUCGAAGCAGCAGCUGUGUCGCGUUCUCCAGCAAGCAGGAAGAAAUCCAUCCCUGGCCACUCUCAGUAAAUACUGGAGCCCAAGAACGUCCAAUCUGAACUUUGAUGACUUCUGUGAGAUUCUCAAGUGUGAGAAGAAGACGGAGGAAGCGGAGCUGAUGACAGCGUUCCAGAAGAUGGAUAUUAACGGCGAUGGCUUCAUCACACACAGCGAACUGGAAAUGGCCCUGACCACUAGUGGGGAAAAGAUGACGCCCGAGGAGGUGAAUACCAUUUUCACAUUAGCUGACAUCAACAAGGACGGCAAACUAAACUAUGCAGAAUUCUGCAGACUGCUGGUGUCGACAGUGGAACAGUGUCAGGUGGCAGCUUUGGAGCGGCUGGAGGCGGAUGCUAAGCUGAAGAUACAGAACUUUGGCAGUCAGUCAUACAGUCCUGCAAAGAGCGCCGUGUCAUCAGCAGCCUCCUCAGCAGCAGCAGCUCAGCCUCAACCUCCAGAAACACCAGACGUGACACUCAGAAAAGACAGCCGAUCGUCCUCUCGUCCUUCCUCCGCUCGCAGCCGCCGGUCGUCUCUGGCGAACUCGAUCAAUAUGAGCUCCAGCAGCUCCAGGUCCGGCAAAGUACAGGAGCCUGCAGGCUUACAGGAGUGGCACCACAGUCACAUGAAAGGAUGUUUCUUCUUGGAGGACGAUGGGAGUGUCGGCUCUCUGCAGUACCAGGUCCACAUCCCGCAGACAGCCAACGUCUACCUGACCGUCCAGCCGCAAAGCCUCAGCCACAGACCGGACAAGUCUCCUCCCUGGAUGACGGUGGAUACGGCUCUUUUCAUUAUGACGGCUGGUGAAGCCAAAGAAGAAUCUGUCGUGCAUUUCACUGAGUCAAGAGACAAAGAGAAGUACAUUUGGAAAGGAGAGCUGAACACUGGGACCUACUUCCUGCUUCCCUUCACCAGCGGCUGCAGACUUAAGAAAAGGAGCAAAAAUGAUCUUCCUGACAAACCUGUGGAGCUCGUCUACAGGACCGACUCUGGAGAACUAGACCUCACCAGGGAGCUCAGGGAGGCGCUGUCUGAAAUCUUUGAGGUCAUAGACUUGGAUGGAAACGGUCUCCUCAGUCUGGAAGAAUACAAUUUCUUUGAGCUCAGGACCAGUGGAGAGAAGUGUGACAAGGAGGCCUGGGCAGUCUGCAAAGAAAACUUUGAUAUGAGAAGCAAUCAACUGACCAAGCAGGGCUUCAUGGAGCUGAACCUGAUGGAGGCCACAGAGAAGGAUGGAGACCCUGCGGACCUGUGGGUCAUCCUGGAAGCCAUGGGCUACAACCGCAUGCUGGAGCUAGUAGAGGCUUGUCCAUUCCAGAUAGAUGUACACUGUGAAGACACGCCGCUGUCUCUCCAGCCUCUCAGUAUGGACACAGGGCCCAAGCUCCUGAACCAGGCCAUCCAGAAGUCCAUCAUAGCCAGGACAGGGGCCAAAGCACUGAGGGGACUAGAUAAUGUUUUCAUCUACACCUACCGAGGAGAACACAGGAUCUCCUCACUCAUAGCUAACAAGACCAACCAGAAAGUGACGGUGCACAUAAACAACGAGCAGAACAGGAACUGCAGCAGCAGCAGAGGCAUGAGUGUGUUCGCUGUGGAGGUGCCGGCCCGGACCAAGAUGGUUUGCCAACACAUUCUACCUAUCAGCGACAAACAGGACUGGACCUAUAAUUGUGUGGAGACGAUAUUAACCUGCUCAUGAAGAUGUGCUGCUAUGAAAGAUUUAAUGCUCUUAGUGCCACUGCUACAGAAAAGGGAUGGACCAAAAACCAUUAAUGAACCAGUGCUUUUAAAUAUAUGAUUCAUAGAUUGUUCUUUAUGACUGCUGCUUGUGUGCCUUUGUUAUGUGUGACAUAUUGU